Messenger RNA from Pyricularia pennisetigena, 126 nucleotides. RefSeq lists its product as uncharacterized. The annotation marks the transcript as partial. The transcript has a single exon. The record is from RefSeq and is a predicted model, not a curated record. Lineage: Eukaryota; Fungi; Ascomycota; Sordariomycetes; Magnaporthales; Pyriculariaceae.
AUGGCGGCAGCCAGGUACAGGUACUGUACAAGUGGAAAAGUCCCAAAGAGGUUUACAGCCCGGUCCUGGCCAGCACGACUUGGGGGGGCGUGCGAAGUGCUGUCAAUGGCCAAGGUGGAGUGGGGG